AGUUGUAAAGGUUCCUCCAGGUUGUGUUGCACGUCGAAAAAGUCGAAAGGUUUCCUCUAUACAUUAUGCAAUCUGCACAUUAUGAUCCAUGAAUAGGUGCGAUGUCUUCUGCUGGAGGAUAACCGAUGCAGUCUUUUGCUUCUCAAAACUACUGUUCUUCUCUUCAUUCUCUGGUGGUUAGGCCAUUUGUUCUUGUUAGUUUCCAGUAGUUCUCGGCUGUUGACAUGCAGCCAGAACCCUGCGAGUAUCAGCUGGCCGUGGCUGAGUACUGGAAGGGGAGGCCGGCGGCCAUGGAGCCGGCUGCAUGGGUUCCUGGCCUCCCUCUGGAGAUGACUGUCGCUGCUCCUACUAACCACGGUGAUCUGGUCGUCAGCUCCAGCGGGCGGCAGCAGCUGGCCAUGGUGGAGAGCACCACCGUCGUCGAUCAUCAUCAGUACGAGUGGAGCGGCCCGGUGGAGGCGUUCGAGCAAGCUGCACGGGAGUUCGAGGACAAGCUCGGCAGGACGGAGACGAAGAUCCACCGGUUCCCGGCGAGCAUGGGCGACCUCGCCGAGAGGUACGCGGCGCCCAGGGCCGUGUCCAUCGGCGCCUACCACCACGGCCGGAGCCCCGCCGUCCUGCAGAUGGAGAGCACCAAGCACGUGGCCGCCUGGCACUUCGUCAUGGCCUCCGGACGCCCCGUCGAGGAGGUGUACGCGGCGGUCUGCGCCGUGGCCGACGAGGCCCGCGGCCACUACGACGAGGACGUGGCGGGAGCUUUGGGCGACGACGACUUCAAGCCCAUGAUGUUCUUCGACGGCUGCUUCCUGCUGCAGUACCUGAUGUUCGUGUGCAUGGUCGGCGACGAGGACGAGGGGGUGGCGGUGGACCCGGCGCUGAGGAGCGCCUUCAGCUCCGACGACGGCCGCAUCUUCUCCGACGUCGUGCUCCUCGAGAACCAGCUCCCGUGGGUGGUGGUGGAGACGCUGAUGGGCUUCGCGCCCGCGCCCGGCCUGGACCUGCCGAAGCUCGUCGGGCGCGUGAAAGGCUCCCUGCAGGCCCGGCAGGCCGUCGACGAGAAACCCCCCGCGUGGGACGGCAGCUACUCGCCGCCGCACCUCCUCGGCCUCCUGCGGCGCUACAUCGUCGGGACCGGCACCAAGCGCUCGUCCUCCCGCGGCCUGUCCGAGAAGGCCAAGAAGGUGUCAAUCUCCGUGAGCGCGGUGGAGCUCGCGGAGAUGGGCGUCCGGCUGACGGCCACCAAGACGGGGGCGGAGCUGAGGGAGAUGGGCGUGAAGAAGGCGCUGCUGUCCGGCGAGCUCUUCCUGGCGCCGCUGCUCCUGGACGACGCCAACGCGGGGUUCCUCGUGAACAUGGCGGCGCUGGAGCUGUGCACGGCCCCGGACUUCUUGGAGGCCGAGGAGGAGCGGUCCGCCGUGUGCUCCUACCUCUGCCUGCUGGGCAUGGUGACGGACCGGGUGGAGGACGUGCAGGAGCUGCGCACGAAGCACGUACUGCAGGGGGGAGCGGGGCUGAGCAACGGGGACGCGCUCGCCCUCUUCCUCAGCCUGGAGAAGCACCUGCGCCCCGGGAGAUGCUACCUCCGCACCAUGCUGCACAUCGAGAACUACAGGGUCCAUAGGCCGGUGCGGACCAUGGUGUACAGGUUUGGCUACAGGAACAUGCGGACCAUCGUCACCGGGGUGUCUGUCGUUACUGGACUUGUCGGUUUACUCGAGGCAGCAAAGAAAAUCUCUUUCAAGUAAGUAUAAGGGCAUCUUCCGCUGAAGUUUUAUAAUACUAGGUCUGAUCAUUUUCGUAAAAGAAAAACAGGGCAUCUUCGAUAGUCUGUACUAUGAUAAUUGUUGUAAAAUAUGCCAUGUAAUUAUGGCGUUGUUUCAAUAAAUCACAA
This is a messenger RNA of Hordeum vulgare subsp. vulgare (domesticated barley), 1891 nucleotides long. RefSeq names its product UPF0481 protein At3g47200-like. The transcript has a single exon. Bases 225 to 1745 code for a protein of 506 amino acids. Lineage: Eukaryota; Viridiplantae; Streptophyta; Magnoliopsida; Poales; Poaceae. The record is from RefSeq and is a predicted model, not a curated record.